GUAGGAUUUAAUUUCAUAUUUUGUAGGUUUAUCUGAUAUAAAACACACGUCGCAUGGUAUUGCAUCAUUUCUAUAUUAUAUCCAGUAAAAAUGACACAAGACCAGUUACGGAUAUAUGGAACAUUGCAAUGGAAACGCCAACAACAUACUACUUACAAGUUCUUGUCAGUAGCAUAUUUCACAUAAUUAUCAGCGACAAACUGUGGCCGAAACAUGACACUGUUAUCAAUAUUUUAUCACCACGUCCCAUAUCGAAUAAACCAGUUAUGCUUUGUAAUAGUUGAAUCGAUGGUGAUUCAUCAACCGAAAGAUGAAUUAUCUGGACUAAGUGUAUCUACCAAUUCAACUACGCUUGUGGUGGAGCGAGUUAAAUUGGCCGUUGCUCUAAGAACUUAAUUUUUCGUGCUCUCUCGGGAAUACCUACCAGUGUGACUAAAU
This is a messenger RNA of Trichobilharzia regenti, 438 nucleotides long. The record is from the annotation of a GenBank genome assembly. NCBI's taxonomy places the organism in Eukaryota, Metazoa, Platyhelminthes, Trematoda, Strigeidida, Schistosomatidae.